CACUGGACGCCCUCUUGCUAUGAAGCAGCUAUCUCUACCAGAGAUGCCCAAAGUUGGAGAAGUGGACAACAGAAGGGCAGAACUUAUUAGGCAAAAUGCUACAAAGAGACUUAAGGAGUUCCAGCUUGAACUUGACUGCCUUAGUAAACUAAAUCAUGACAAAAUAGUCGAUUACUUUGGAUACCAGAAAGAAACAAAUGUUCUGAAUAUAUUUCUGGAGUAUUUUGGAGAGGGAUCUUUAGAAUCCUUGCUGAACUUAUACGGAAAGCUCAGAGAACCCGUCAUUUCAAACUAUACCAAACAGAUUCUGCAAGGGUUGGAAUACCUCCACUCGAACAAUAUUAUCCACAGAGAUAUCAAAGCUGGGAAUAUUCUGGUCAAACAAGGCAUCUGAAAGCUUACUGAUUUCGGAGCCUCUAAAGAAAUUUAUGAGAAAAUGGGAAAGCAAAUCGACUCUUUUAAGGGCACACCUUACUGGAUGGCUCCAGAGGUAAUAACACAGAAGGGGUAUGGUCGAUUCGCUGACAUCUGGAGUCUUGGAUGAACAGUUUUUGAAAUGCUCACAGGAGCACCUCCUUGGUCAGAGCAAAAUCAAUACGCAGUUCUUUUUCAAAUAGCCAACGAGUCAAGAGCCCCUGAUUACCCUGAUGAUAUCUCUGAUGAACUUAGAGAUUUUAUGGAUUGCUGCUUUAAAAAGGAGCCAACUGAAAGAUGUAAUAUUUAUGAGCUUCUACAUCACCCGUUCAUUUUACAGGAAGAAUGAGAUGUCGAAGACUAUAACAUCCUUUCCAAUGGCCUUACAAUAGCUGAUGAUCGCUGGCUUCAGGAGUCUCAAAAUGAACUUAAAGAGAGACACAAAAAUCCUCCAAAAGCUAUAGAACUGCUAAAUAAUUGUCGAAGAGGUACUUUUCAGCGAAUGCAGACAAAGCCAUUGCUUCCUUCUCAGAAGAUAGGAGUAAAAAUGAGCAUGAAACAGCUUGAAGCUCUGUAUAAGCUAAUUCAGUUGAGAAAUAUAGGUCAAAUGUACGAGGAGAUGACUCAGAAGAAGAACCUCCCUUGAAAGUCUCCAGAUAUAACACCUCAAAAGAGUUCUUUUGGGAAUCUGAUGGGAAUCAGGAGGAAGAAAAGGCAGCUUUCUAGCAAACUUAUCCCAUCUCGAAUGGGAGAUAUCCAAGAAGAAUCUGAGGAUUGUGGUACACCAACUCCUGGUAAACUUCAGAUGGAGAACUACACCUUCUGUGAGGGUAGCAUGCCUAAUAUUUCAAAGAAAACUUCACAGUCCAACCUUGCUGGAGGAGAUGCUAGAUUACCCAAAACAGACAGCCUCAACGAAUCCUACUUUGAUAAAACCUCUGAGUGCGAAGGCGAAAACAUCCAGAUCAAGUCGAGUGUUCCAGAAGAACUAGAGGCAGAACGGAAGAAAAUUGAAGAACAGAUCAAGAUAAUUUCAAGUAAAAGAAUUCCGAAUUUAUAAAGGCUAUUUCCCAUCA
Molecule: messenger RNA, 1490 nt
Organism: Moneuplotes crassus
Lineage: Eukaryota; Ciliophora; Spirotrichea; Euplotida; Euplotidae
Source: the annotation of a GenBank genome assembly